Messenger RNA from Pseudovirgaria hyperparasitica, 1788 nucleotides. Its product is annotated as Di-copper centre-containing protein. Bases 1 to 1788 code for a protein of 595 amino acids. The transcript has 3 exons. Gene Ontology annotation, molecular function: oxidoreductase activity. The record is from RefSeq and is a predicted model, not a curated record. NCBI's taxonomy places the organism in Eukaryota, Fungi, Ascomycota, Dothideomycetes, Acrospermales, Acrospermaceae.
AUGGUUUCAAGCUCGCUUGGGAUCUUUGCUGUCGUAGCAUUUAUUACCAGUGUUGUAUUAGGCUCUCCCAAUCCGGUAUCCAAUGCCCGACGACAGCAAAAUUUCCUCGCCGUUACAGGAGCAACGGUGGGUGGCACGCAGCCUCGCAUAGAGAUACGCGAUCUCAAAUCUCAGCCUGAAGCAUGGAACCUCUUCCUCCUUGCGUGGGCAAGAUUCCAGGCUAUGGAUCAGAAUGCGCGAAGUUCAUAUUAUCAAAUUGCUGGUAUUCAUGGCCAGCCGAAUGUUGCAUGGGAUGGCGUGCAAUCCACAGGCGUGACGAACGCUGGAUACUGCCUCCAUGGGUCUAAUUUGUUUGGUACUUGGCACAAACCCUAUCUUGCACUGUUCGAGCAAGUCCUGAGUCUUCGGGCACGCGAGAUCGCAGCUGAAUUCCCAGCGGGUGCCAAACGUGAUAGAUAUGUCCAAGAGGCCGCAAAGCUGCGUUUGCCAUACUGGGACUGGGGCCUCGAGUCGUCGAACCACGACGUUCUGCCAGACGUCAUGACAGAUGCCACCGCUAGCGUAACGUUUCCAAACGGCACAACCACCGAUAUACCCAACCCGCUUCUUCGCUACAGCUUCCAUCCGCUCCCUCCCAAUGUCUUCAGCUCUCCAUGGAGUGAUCGCAAUGUCACAUGGCGCACUUCUCCAACGGAGGCUGACGACAUCGCGGCCAUCGAAUCACGGCUCAGCGGGGAGAACACCAACAUCCGCACGACGCUCUAUCAGAUUCUCACACAGUAUCAAAGCUUCAACCAGUUCAGUAACACCGGUAGCGAACAGAGCUUGUACGGCAGUCUAGAAGGUAUCCACAACAAUAUCCACAGCACAUUCAACGGGGGACACAUGGGCGCCGUUCCUGUCGCAGCAUUCGACCCGUUAUUCUGGGUCCAUCACGCAAACGUAGACCGCAUCAUGCACAUCUUCAUGAAGUUAUAUCCAGACACCUACGUCACCCCCUACGAACAAAGCAUUCCCUCGUUUAUGGCAAGGCGCGGCCAAGUAUACAAUGCCGGAACACGUAGGCGCCCCUUUCCCAUCCUAUCCCCCCAAUCUCCCGUCUUCCUAACGCAUCUCAUAGCACUCUGGCCCUUCCAUAGCACUUCCUCCGGCGAAUUCUGGACCUCGAACUCAAUUCGCCCGACAACCGUUAAUCACUACACCUACCCGGAGCUCGCCGAUAACCCGUCCAACGAAACGCUCAAAGCCCGCAUCAACGCCCUGUACCGCCCAAUGGCCACAUCUGUGGCAUCACCAAACUCGCGUGCUGCUCCGCGCGCAUAUCUCGCCGUCGUCGAUGCCCCGCUCACGCUCGCCCAGGAUGACGCCAUGGGUGGUAUCUAUUCCAUCGACAUAUUCCUCGGGCCUGGCACAGCCUCCUCUCCGCCGCUCCGCUGGCCGACCGAUAGCUCAUACGUUGGCAGUACGGUUUUCCUGGGGAACGCACGGGGUGCGCAGGGAGACGUGGUGCGGAACAGUGUGGAGUUGACACAGGCGCUAAAGGAGAGGUUCGAUAGAGGGCAGCUGAGUGCGUUGGAUCAGGACAGUGUUUUGGCUUAUCUGAAAGAUAACUUGAGCUGGCGAGUGGAGCAGGAGGGUGUCGAGUUGGAUGUUGGCAGUGUGAGCGGGCUGAGGAUUAGCGUGAGGAGUACGGAGGUGAGUGAGGGUGGGGAUGGGUUCCCGAAGUUUGGGGACUGGAGUGAGCAUGGGGAAAUCACUACUGGAAGGCCGGGUGGUGUCAAACUCUGA